Molecule: messenger RNA, 784 nt
Organism: Alnus glutinosa
Lineage: Eukaryota; Viridiplantae; Streptophyta; Magnoliopsida; Fagales; Betulaceae
Product: protein RALF-like 24
Exons: 1
Coding region: 28-582 (184 amino acids)
Source: RefSeq, a predicted model, not a curated record
CACUCAUCCGUUGAUGCUCCACAGCUCAUGGCCUUGAGUCUUGCUAAUGAUUUCAGAACCUACAAUACUUGGAACAGUAGGCCAAGUCAUGUUCCAUUUAUGACCCUCCAACAACCAAGAAUCGAACUUUCACAAUUGACAACACAAACACAAACUGAAAACAAGAAUAAUAGUCCACACACACACACAGGAAACAAAAAAAUGUCGAAACCCAGCCUCUUUCCCGUGACCUUUCUUUACCUAGUACUGUUUUUCCUCCACACCCAACUCUCAUUCUGCAACAGGGUCUCGGUUCUAGGCCUGGAUUCACUGAAAAACAGUGAAAUGGAUGUAAUGGUGAAAAGGGGUUGCUCCCAAACGAUCGGUGAGUGCUUAACUGAGACAGAAAUGGAUUCAGAGACCAAUCGGAGGGUUCUGGCGAUGCAGAAGAAGUUUAUAAGCUAUGAGACACUGAGGAGGGACAUGACUCCAUGCGCAAAUCCAGGGGCUCCGUACUACAAUUGCCAUUCUGGAGUGGCAAAUCCUUACAAUAGAGGUUGUGAAGUCAUUACUCGAUGUGCAAGAGGUAUCAUCAAAACUUGAUGAUAGUAUGGAGAAAUUCAAGCACUUCCCUUCUUUUUUUUCCUUUUUUUUGUGUUUUGUUGUUGGGGUAUUAACAAUGAUUGUACAUUUUAGACCUUUCUUUUCAUUCGCUAUAUAAAUGUAUGCAAAGCUUUAUUUUAGGGGGAGAUCUAGUGGGAUCUUUCCAGAAAUAAGAAUAUAGGCGUAAUGCUUGUUAGCCGAA